AUGCCCGGAAUCUCGCAAAUUGCUGGGAAAGUGCGUAGUGCGCUUCACAGGUCUGACUCAACUUCAAGCUCCAGUUCCGAUGAUGUUGCACCAUCGCCCCCUUCUUCACCUGGACCCAAGCAAGAAGGAAGAGGACUUCAUGGCAAACUUGCGCAUUCUCUACAAAUCAUAGUCCAAAACUCAGAAAAGUCGGAGAGCCCUGGGUCGAACACAAGAAACUAUGUGAUGGACCGGAAGACCAAGGAAAAGAAAUUUGAAGACAUGCCUAUCUAUGUUCGUAUUGGUAUGCACCUUCUAUUUAAUCAAUCGUACCUAUCGCAAACCCUUCUCGGUGAAAAACGAGUCGACAAGCUUCUCAAAGACCAGUCUUUCAAACAGGGCCAGAUUUACGACCGAGAGGAUCCGGCUAUUGUGCAACCACAUAUACAAUCAUUCGUUGAAACAUACGAAAUUGAUACUUCUCAGUUGCUUCAACCAGAUUUGAAUGCAUACAAAACAUUCAACGAGUUCUUUGCACGUAGGCUGAAACCUGAUGCUAGGCCUAUCGAUGCUCCCCAUGAUCCCACUAUAAUAACAUCAGUAGCCGAUUGCCGCUUGACGGUAUGGAACAAUGUGACCACUGCAACCAAAGUAUGGGUCAAAGGAAAGCACUUCUCAGUACCUGAAUUGUUGGGUGACGCGAAAUUAGCCGAGGAAAAGUUUGGUGCCAACCCCUCAUUGGCUAUAUUUCGUCUUGCCCCUGCCGACUACCACCGGUUCCACAGUCCGUGCACAGGGACUUUUAGCGCUCCCACUAGUCAAGGUUCAAAGUAUUAUACUAAUCCACAAGCUGUGAACACCGAAUUAGACGUAUUUACGGCAAACCGCCGAGAUAUUCGAGUCAUAGAAUCCAACAUCCCUUCCGCAUCUGCUUUGACAACACCAGUUGGCUUCGUCGCAAUUGGCGCACUACUCGUUGGGUCUAUUGGUUGGACCGAUAGAUCUGAGGGUUAUAGGGCGGAAAAAGGUGACGAUAUUGGGUGGUUCCAGUACGGAGGGAGCACUGUGAUUAUCGUGUUUCCCAGCGAUCAUAUUAAAUGGGAUGAUGACUUGGCUGAUGCCAGCGAACAAGGAAUUGAGGUCCAAGCUCCUGGAUCCGCUCUCAACCGCUUCGCAAAGCGUGAUCCUCAACUCUACCCUCUGGCGGCUAUUAUGCUCGCCAUCACAGCGACCGGUGGUUAUUUCCUCGCACAAAAGUCGCAGACCCAUGAUGCUGCCAAGUCAUUUGGUACUAUCACACCCGCAUGGGAGGCGCACAAGCCUGGUGAUAACGUCAGUGAAUGGAAGCACCGUUUCAAGACCCGCCGCGGCGUUGAGGGCGAUUUGGGCACCAUCUUGAGUCAGGGUGAAGGCUCGGAUCGGGCCACAGUGAAUACAACUACAACUACUCCUUCGCCUACUCCUAUUGUCGACCCCAGUAAACCGGUCUACAAUCGUCUGGCUGACCGUGCGCAUGACCUCCUCUGA
Rhizoctonia solani is the source of this 1506-nucleotide messenger RNA. RefSeq names its product phosphatidylserine decarboxylase family protein. NCBI's taxonomy places the organism in Eukaryota, Fungi, Basidiomycota, Agaricomycetes, Cantharellales, Ceratobasidiaceae. The transcript is spliced from 10 exons. Bases 1 to 1506 code for a protein of 501 amino acids. The record is from RefSeq and is a predicted model, not a curated record. Gene Ontology annotation, molecular function: phosphatidylserine decarboxylase activity. Gene Ontology annotation, biological process: phospholipid biosynthetic process.